Messenger RNA from Sorghum bicolor (sorghum), 3837 nucleotides. Its product is annotated as MDIS1-interacting receptor like kinase 2. Gene Ontology annotation, biological process: protein phosphorylation. The transcript is spliced from 2 exons. Lineage: Eukaryota; Viridiplantae; Streptophyta; Magnoliopsida; Poales; Poaceae. Gene Ontology annotation, molecular function: protein kinase activity; protein binding; ATP binding. The record is from RefSeq and is a predicted model, not a curated record. The coding region runs from base 3 to 3452 and encodes 1149 amino acids.
GCAUGUCUUCACACCUGCCCAACUUCUACACACAUUCUGAACACCAGAUGAGAAUGGUAUCCAACAAAGUGCAACCUUCCUCGAGGCCUCUGCUGUGCCUCCACCUAUUGAUCCUGCCAUGCCUAUGCCUUCUCUUCUCACAAGCACAUGCACGGCAUCAUGGGGACACACCACUCAGAUUUCAGAAGAUGGCUCUGCUCCACUGGAAAUCUACUCUUCAAUACUUGCCGCCACUGAUGAGAUCUUGGCAGGACAACACCGGCCCGUGCAAUUGGACUGGCAUCACAUGUAUGUCUAUGCGCCACGGUCGCCGCCCAACCAGCUGGGUUGUGACCAACAUCUCACUGCCAGAUGCCGGUAUCCAUGGCCAGCUUGGUGAGCUCAACUUCUCAGCUCUCCCUUUCCUCACAUACAUCGACUUGCAUAACAAUAGUCUCUACGGUCCAAUACCAGCUAAUGUCAGUGCAUCAUCCUCACUUCAGUAUCUAAAUUUGCACCACAACCAUUUUAGUGGUAAUAUACCAGAGAUUGGUGGCCUACAGAGCCUCAGAUUCCUUGAGGUCUCCUUUAACAACCUCACAGGCCCCAUCCCUGCAUCCUUGUGCAACCUAACAUCGUUAACACAGCUUGUCAUUCACCAAACCAUGGUCUCAGGUUCCAUUCCAAACGAUAUAGCAAGGCUUGUCAACCUGCAGCAACUACAACUAAGCAACAGCAGUUUAACCGGUGGCAUACCCAAAUCACUGCAAAAUUUAACCCAGCUGAAUUUUUUGUAUCUGUUUGGUAAUGAACUGUCUGGAUCCAUACCCACAGAACUAGGCAACCUCGUCAACCUGCAAGAACUCUAUCUUAGCACAAAUGAACUGUCUGGGGCCAUACCCACAGAACUAGGCCGGCUCAUCAAGCUGAAGGAACUUGAUCUUAGCACAAAUACACUGUAUGGUGAAAUCCCUGUCUCUUUAUCUAAUCUCACUGAAAUCACCUUGUUUCUUCUAUAUAAGAAUCAAAUUACAGGUUCUAUUCCUCCAGAUCUAGGCAGACUCAUCAACUUGCAACGGUUUGAUCUCUGCAUGAACAACCUUACAGGUACCAUCCCACCCGUUCUAUCUAACCUCACCAAGCUGAGCGAACUUGGUCUCUGUAAAAAUGGAUUCACAGGUCCCAUACCCCUUGAACUAGGUCGCCUAUCAAAUCUCCAAAUUCUCUUCUUGUUUACCAACCAGCUCUUUGGUUUUAUUCCUUCCAGCUUAGGAAACCUUAGUAGCAUACAGCAUUUGUCCUUGGAAGAGAACCAACUUGUUGGCACAAUACCAAAAACUUUUGGCAACCUGCAAAACAUCCAGAAUCUUCUCCUCUACACUAACCAGUUAUCAGGCUCCCUUCCUCAAGAGUUCGAAAACAUCACAGGCAUAGUUCAGCUUGACCUAAGCAACAACUCCCUUUCAGGACCUUUGCCUUCAAAUAUAUGCACAGGUGGCAGACUAGAACUUUUUAUGGCCCCUUUAAACAUGUUUGAUGGUCCUAUUCCAAGGAGCUUGAAGGCAUGUACGACCUUGGUCCGAAUGAGACUUGACGGGAACAAGCUCACAGGAGAUAUAUCUGAUCAGUUUGGUGUGUACCCACAGCUUGUGAAGAUAAGCUUAUCAUCCAAUAGGCUCUCUGGUCAGAUCCCGCAGAAUUUUAGCUUCUGUCCCCAACUAGAGGUGUUGUAUUUAUCAGAAAACUUCUUUACCGGCCCAAUACCUCCAUCCCUUGCGAAAUUGCCAAACUUGGUGGAACUAACACUGGAUUCUAACCGCUUAAGCGGUGAGAUUCCAUCAGAAAUCGGCAACUUAACAAAUCUCUAUAGCUUGAACCUAUCGUCGAAUCAGUUAUCCGGAUCCAUACCACCACAGCUCGGAAACCUGAGCAAUUUAGGCUACCUUGAUAUAUCUGGUAAUAAUCUGGGAGGAUCAGUACCCAACGAACUAGGUGACUGCAUCAAGCUGCAGACAUUGAGGAUCAACAAUAAUAACAUCAGUGGGAAUCUUCCUGAAGCAAUCGGAAAUCUGGCAAACUUACAGAUCAUGUUAGAUGUUAGCAGCAACAAACUCAAUGGUGCCUUGCCACAACAACUUGGACAGCUGCAGAUGCUGGAGUUUCUUAACCUUUCCCACAAUCAGUUCAGUGGAAGCUUUCCACCUUCUUUCACAAGCAUGCUGAGCUUAUCAACGCUUGAUGUGUCCUACAACAACCUGGAAGGACCAGUCCCAGAAGGACAUCUGCUUCAAAAUGCUUCAGUGGACUGGUUCCUUCACAACAAUGGCCUGUGCGGUAAUGUCACUGGCUUGCCACCUUGUCCUUCGAAUUCGGCUCAAUCGUACGGUCACCAUAAACGAAGGCUACUUAGUUUGGUACUGCCAAUUGCACUUGUUGUGGGUUUCAUAGUUCUCGCUAUAACCGUAACUGUUACAAUACUCACUAGUAAUAAAAGAAAGCCACAAGAAAAUGCUACUAGCAGUGGAAGAGAUAUGCUCUGUGUUUGGAAUUUUGAUGGAAGGCUAGCAUUUGAGGAUAUCAUAAGGGCAACUGAAAAUUUCAACGAUAAGUACAUCAUUGGAACAGGAGGAUUCAGCAAAGUGUACAAAGCACAACUUCAGGAUGGGCAGCUGGUCGCUGUGAAGAAGCUUCAUUCCAGUGACGAAGAGGUGAAUGAUGAAAGAAGAUUUCGUAGUGAAAUGGAAAUCUUAUCACAAAUCCGGCAGCGCAAUAUUGUCAAACUUUAUGGAUUCUGCUGCCAUCGAGAGUAUAGGUUUCUUAUCUAUGAUUAUAUUGAGCAGGGAAGCCUCCAUAAGAUAUUACAGAAUGAGGAGCUAGCCAAGGAAUUUGAUUGGCAGAAGAGAACUGCUCUUGUGCAAGACGUAGCUCAAGCGAUAGCUUAUUUGCACAAUGAAUGUAAGCCACCAAUAAUCCAUCGAGAUAUCACAAGCAACAACAUCUUGCUCAACACUAGUUUCAAGGCUUAUGUCUCAGAUUUCGGUACAGCAAAGCUUUUGAAACCUGAUUCAUCAAACUGGAGCGCGCUAGCUGGGACAUAUGGUUAUAUGGCUCCAGAGCUAUCCUACACCUCUUUUGUGACCGAGAAAUGCGACGUCUAUAGCUUUGGCGUGAUUGUCUUGGAGGUGGUGAUGGGGAGGCAUCCAGAAAAUCUUUUACAUGACCUUGCGUCAUCAUCACUGGAGAAAAAUCUGCUCCUUAAAGAGAUCCUGGACCAACGAUCUUCACCACCAACAACAACUGAAGAGGAAGACAUAGUUCUUAUCAUGAAGACAGCAUUUUCUUGCCUCCAAGCUUCUCCUCAAGCAAGGCCAACAAUGCAGGGGGUGUAUCAGGCCUUUACUUAUCGUCAGUCUUCUAGUUCCUUCCCUGGAGAUUUCAGUACAAUCACACUGGAGGAGCUACAGGGUGCAUGAAUACAUGAACAUAGUGUCUGGCUGCCCCAAAGUUCCUAUUGGCAUGUGCUUGCUCUCACAACAUCAAGUUGUAUCAAAUGUAUGUGAAGAGCUCAUUCUUGAAUGAAGUCAUCAAUAGAUUGGUCCAUGACUCUGUGGAGCAACCGUCUGGUUUUGAAGAUCCCAAGAAAUCACAAGUUCAUGACUUACGAGCAGUGUUCUGGUAUUGGCAUUAUAUGAAAGAAUAUGGAUUUGGCAACGUGGUGGGCUGGCGCCUCCCUAUCUGCACCCUUCUAUAACUUGUAUGAAGCAGAAUGAUGUGUUUAGGGUUCAGCCCAAACUGCUCUUGUACCAUACUUUUUCUGGCUUUAGCCAACAAUUGCUAAUUACAUAUAUAACUUGAGUA